This is a messenger RNA of Adineta steineri, 1035 nucleotides long. NCBI's taxonomy places the organism in Eukaryota, Metazoa, Rotifera, Eurotatoria, Adinetida, Adinetidae. The record is from the annotation of a GenBank genome assembly.
AUGUCCAGCUACGGCCGUGAUUCCGGUGGUGGUGGUGAAGGGUAUAGUGAUCAUCAUUCAGGACGAGGAGGUGAAAGUGGUAGUCGAAGUAAUUAUAACAAUAACAGUGGAGAAAAAAGAAAUUAUACCGAUUCUACUUCACGUGGCGGCGGAGGUAAAAGAAAGCUUUCUUAUGUCUUGAUGAUGAAUGGCACCAGCACACACUUUGUUCCUUAUGCAGGUUAUGGAAGUGGAGGUAGCAACGACGGUGGUUACAAUCGCGGCCGAGGUGAUCAUCAAAGUAGUAAUGAUGAUAAUGGAGGUGGAUAUAAACGUGGUCGCAGUGAUUAUCAAAAUAAUGAUGAUAGAGGUGGCAGUUCUGGUGGUGGAUAUAGUCGUGGUCGAAGUGAUUAUCGAAAUAACGACGAUAGAGGAAGUGGUGGCGGCAGUGAUUAUAAUCGCGGUCGCAGUGAUCACAACAGCAGCAGCAGCGGUGGUGGUGGUAGUAGCUUCGGCGGAAAUGACUCUGGUAUGGAAACACAACGUGAUACAAUUUUCAUCCAGAAUUUACCACGCACUGUCACUCCAGAUGAACUUAAAAAUGUAUUCAGUCAAAUUGGAGUCAUCAAAAAUGAUAAAAAAACAAAUGCACCAAAAAUUUGGAUCUAUAAGGAUAAAGCAACUGGAGAAGGUAAAGGUGAAGCUACAAUUACCUAUGAAGAUGAAGAUGCUGCACAAGCUGCCAUCAAUUGGUACAAUGAUAAAGAAGUUCUUUCCAACAUUGUUAAGAUCUCUUUAGCUACCCGUCGUGCUUCUGCCUUUGGUGGUCGAGGUGGCGGCGGCGGCUUUCGUGGUCGUGGUGGAUUCCGUGGCCGAGGAGGUGGUGGUGGUGGUGGAGGUGGAGGUGGAGGUGAUUUUGGUGGCUAUCGCGGCAGAGGUGGAGAUCGAGGUGGUGACUACCGAGGAGGAGGUGGUGGUGGCGGUGGAGAAUAUCGCGGUGGCGGUCGUGGUGCAAGUCAUGGUUCAAGUAGAGACAAUCGCUCUAAUCCAUAUUAA